Aspergillus costaricaensis CBS 115574 is the source of this 1501-nucleotide messenger RNA. RefSeq names its product aspartate-semialdehyde dehydrogenase family protein. The record is from RefSeq and is a predicted model, not a curated record. Lineage: Eukaryota; Fungi; Ascomycota; Eurotiomycetes; Eurotiales; Aspergillaceae. Gene Ontology annotation, molecular function: aspartate-semialdehyde dehydrogenase (NADP+) activity; NAD binding; NADP binding. Gene Ontology annotation, biological process: L-threonine biosynthetic process. Bases 322 to 1413 code for a protein of 363 amino acids. The transcript has 3 exons.
UGCAAUUUGCUCGAUUUGCUCAUAGUUCAAUCACAUUGUGGCUAUUGCAAAGUUACCUGUUCGUCUAUCGUGUCACAAUCUUCAAAAAUGCCGAUCGUGGAGAUACAACAACUGUGCUUUCAUCCCUUGCGGGGCUCCGUCGGUUAAGGCGCUGUAACCGGAUGUUGGCUAUGUCUCCCCGUGAGCAUGUUCCAAUUGAGAUUUUUAUGCCAAUGCUUCUGUUUAAAUCAUCCAUCGUUGUCUCAUUACCUAUCAAGGACGUGUAAUUGACAACUGUCAGAUCACGAGAAUCGCUGAGCGACCUACUCGAUAUCAAACAAAAUGGCCUCAUAUCCUAAGAAGAAGUGCGGUGUUUUGGGCGCCACCGGCUCCGUGGGCCAGCGUUUUAUCCUCCUGCUUGCCGACCAUCCUUUCCUGGAGCUGCACGCCGUCGGUGCGUCUGAGCGCUCUGCGGGCAAACAAUACAAGGAUGCCGUGAGAUGGAAGCAGUCUACGGCUAUGUCGGAGAAGCUUAGCACACUCGUCCUUCGUGACUGCAAGGCUGAACAGUUCGCUGACUGCGAUCUCGUCUUCUCUGGACUCAACAGCGACAUUGCGGGUGAUGUUGAGAUGGAAUUCAUCAAGGCUGAUAUCCCCGUCUUCUCGAACGCGAAGAACUACCGCAAGCACCCUCUCGUCCCUCUCGUCGUCCCCACUGUCAACCCCCACCACCUGGACCUCAUCCCUCACCAGCGCAAACACUUCGGCCUGAAGAAGGGAUUUUUGGUUUGCAACUCCAACUGCGCUGUCAUUGGUGUUGUCAUCCCGUUCGCUGCUCUGCAGGCCAAGUUUGGACCCGUUGAGGAGGUGGAAGUCUUUACCGAGCAGGCUCUCUCUGGAGCUGGUUACCCCGGUGUCCCCAGCAUGGACAUCCUGGACAACGUCAUUCCCUUCAUCAGCGGUGAGGAAGACAAGCUUGAGAACGAAGCCCAGAAGAUCUUGGGCUCCUUGAAUGCCGAUGCUACUGCUUUCGAAGAACAGUCCGGUCUCCGUGUUGGCGCCACUUGCACUCGUGUUGGAGUCACUGACGGUCACAUGGCUUUUGUUUCCUUGCGCUUCAAAAACCGCCCGGCUCCCAGCGCAGAGCAGGUGGCCCAGGCCAUGAGGGAGUACCAGUCGGAGGCUCAGAAGCUGGGCGCUCCUUCUGCACCCGCGCAGGCUAUCCGGGUGUUCGACGAGCCCGACAGACCCCAGCCUAGACUGGACCGGGACAUCUCCAAGGGCUACACCGUUAGCGUCGGACGGGUGCGCGACGGCAAUGAGGGUGGCUAUUUCGAUCUCCGCUUCGCUGCUCUUUCGCACAACACCGUUAUCGGUGCAGCUGGAUCGUCCAUCCUCAACGCGGAGGUUGCUGUCAUCAAGGGCUACAUCUAAACAUGUGAAGAGAUCUAUGGCAUAUAGCGAUUAGACGGCGUCAGAUAUCCUUUUGUUUCUAGAUAUUUCAGCUACUAAAAGCCAAAAG